Molecule: messenger RNA, 4290 nt
Organism: Balaenoptera acutorostrata (minke whale)
Lineage: Eukaryota; Metazoa; Chordata; Mammalia; Artiodactyla; Balaenopteridae
Gene: PTPRT
Product: protein tyrosine phosphatase receptor type T
Exons: 31
Coding region: 77-4258 (1393 amino acids)
Biological process (GO): protein dephosphorylation
Cellular component (GO): membrane
Molecular function (GO): protein binding; protein tyrosine phosphatase activity
Source: RefSeq, a predicted model, not a curated record
CAGCAACUGUGGUUACAGCGUGGCCCUGGGGACCAAUGGGUUUACCUGGGAGCAGAUUAACACGUGGGAGAAACCAAUGCUGGACCCAGCGGUGCCUACAGGAUCCUUCAUGAUGGUGAACAGCUCUGGGAGGGCCUCUGGCCAGAAGGCGCACCUUCUCCUGCCGACCCUGAAGGAGAAUGACACCCACUGCAUCGAUUUCCAUUACUACUUCUCCAGCCGCGACAGGUCCAGCCCGGGGGCCUUGAAUGUCUAUGUGAAGGUGAACGGUGGGCCCCAGGGGAACCCUGUCUGGAACGUGUCUGGCGUCGUCACUGAGGGCUGGGUGAAGGCAGAGCUUGCCAUCAGCACCUUCUGGCCACAUUUCUACCAGGUGAUAUUUGAAUCCGUCUCUCUGAAGGGUCAUCCUGGCUACAUCGCUGUGGACGAGGUCCGGGUCCUUGCCCAUCCAUGCAGAAAAGCACCUCAUUUUCUGCGGCUCCAAAAUGUCGAGGUGAACGUGGGGCAGAAUGCCACCUUUCAGUGCAUUGCUGGUGGAAAGUGGUCUCAGCAUGACAAACUUUGGCUCCAGCAAUGGAAUGGCAGGGACACGGCCCUCAUGGUCACCCGCGUGGUCAACCACAGGCGCUUCUCGGCGACAGUCAGUGUGGCAGACACUACCCAGCGGAGCGUGAGCAAGUACCGCUGUGUGAUCCGCUCUGACGGUGGCUCUGGUGUGUCCAACUACGCUGAGCUGAUUGUGAAAGAGCCUCCCACUCCCAUCGCCCCCCCAGAGCUGCUGGCCGUGGGGGCCACAUACCUGUGGAUCAAGCCGAAUGCCAACUCCAUCAUUGGAGACGGCCCCAUCAUCCUGAAGGAAGUGGAGUAUCGCACCACCACCGGCACCUGGGCAGAGACCCACAUCGUCGACUCUCCCAACUAUAAGCUGUGGCAUCUGGACCCCGAUGUGGAGUAUGAGAUCCGGGUGCUGCUCACGCGGCCAGGGGAAGGGGGCACGGGACCGCCAGGGCCUCCCCUCACCACCAGAACCAAGUGUGCAGACCCGGUGCACGGCCCGCAGAACGUGGAGAUCGUGGACAUCCGAGCCCGGCAGCUGACGCUGCAGUGGGAGCCCUUCGGCUACGCGGUGACCCGCUGCCACAGCUACAACCUCACGGUGCAGUACCAGUACGUGUUCAACCAGCAGCAGUACGAGGCCGAGGAGCUCAUUCAGACCUCCUCCCACUACACCCUGCGGGGCCUGCGCCCCUUCAUGACCAUCCGGCUGCGGCUGCUGCUGUCCAACCCCGAGGGCCGGAUGGAGAGUGAGGAGCUGGUGGUGCAGACGGAGGAGGAUGUUCCAGGAGCUGUUCCUCUAGAGUCCAUCCAAGGGGGUCCGUUUGAGGAGAAGAUCUACAUCCAGUGGAAACCUCCCAAUGAGACCAACGGGGUCAUCACACUCUAUGAGAUCAACUACAAGGCCGUGGGCUCAUUGGACCCGAGCGCCGACCUCUCCAGCCAGAGGGGCAAAGUGUUCAAGCUUCGGAAUGAAACCCACCACCUCUUUGUGGGUCUGUACCCCGGGACCACCUACUCCUUCACCAUCAAGGCCAGCACAGCAAAGGGCUUUGGGCCCCCUGUUACCACCAGGAUCGCCACCAAAAUUUCAGCUCCAUCGAUGCCUGAAUAUGACACAGACACCCCACUGAAUGAAACAGACACGACCAUCACAGUGAUGCUGAAGCCCGCUCAGUCUCGGGGAGCCCCUGUCAGUGUUUAUCAGCUGGUUGUCAAGGAGGAGCGACUUCAGAAGUCACGGAGGGCAGCUGACAUCAUUGAGUGCUUUUCGGUGCCGGUGAGCUAUAGGAAUGCCUCCAGCCUCGAUUCUCUACACUACUUUGCUGCUGAGUUGAAGCCUGCCAACCUGCCUGUCACCCAGCCAUUUACAGUGGGUGACAACAAGACAUACAAUGGCUACUGGAACCCACCUCUUUCCCCUCUGAAAAGCUACAGCAUCUACUUCCAGGCACUCAGCAAAGCAAAUGGAGAGACCAAAAUCAACUGUGUUCGUCUGGCUACGAAAGCACCAAUGGGCAGCGCCCAGGUGACCCCGGGGACUCCACUCUGCCUCCUCACCACAGGUGCCUCCACGCAGAAUCCCAACAGCGUGGAGCCGGAGAAGCAGGUGGACAGUACUGUGAAGAUGGCCGGCGUAGUCGCCGGCCUCCUCAUGUUCAUCAUCAUUCUCCUGGGCGUCAUGCUGACCAUCAAAAGGAGAAGAAAUGCUUAUUCCUACUCCUAUUACUUGAAGCUGGCCAAGAAGCAGAAGGAGACACAGAGUGGAGCGCAGAGGGAGAUGGGGCCCGUGGCCUCGGCCGACAAACCCGCCACCAAGCUCAGCACCAGCCGCAACGACGAAGGCUUCUCCUCUAGCUCACAGGACGUUAAUGGAUUCACAGGUGGCAGCCGUGGGGAGCUCUCCCAGCCCACCCUCACGAUCCAGACUCACCCCUACCGGGCCUGCGACCCCGUGGAGAUGAGCUAUCCCCGGGACCAGUUCCAGCCCGCCAUCCGGGUGGCUGACCUGCUCCAGCACAUCACUCAGAUGAAGAGAGGCCAGGGCUACGGGUUCAAGGAGGAAUAUGAGGCCUUACCGGAGGGGCAGACAGCCUCGUGGGACACAGCCAAAGAGGAUGAAAACCGCAACAAGAAUCGAUACGGCAACAUCAUAUCCUAUGACCAUUCUCGAGUGAGGCUGCUGGUGCUGGAUGGAGACCCACACUCCGACUACAUCAACGCCAACUACAUUGAUGGUUACCAUCGACCUCGGCACUACAUUGCUACUCAAGGUCCCAUGCAGGAGACCGUAAAGGACUUCUGGAGAAUGAUCUGGCAGGAGAACUCGGCCAGCAUCGUCAUGGUCACAAACCUCGUGGAAGUGGGCAGGGUGAAGUGUGUGCGAUACUGGCCGGAUGACAUGGAGGUCUAUGGAGACAUUAAAGUCACCCUGAUCGAAACAGAGCCCCUGGCAGAGUACAUCAUCCGCACCUUCACAGUCCAGAAGAAAGGCUACCAUGAGAUCCGGGAGCUCCGCCUCUUCCACUUCACCAGCUGGCCCGACCAUGGCGUCCCCUGCUAUGCCACCGGCCUCCUCGGCUUUGUCCGCCAGGUCAAGUUCCUCAGUCCCCCAGAAGCUGGGCCCAUAGUGGUCCACUGCAGUGCUGGUGCCGGGAGGACUGGCUGCUUCAUCGCCAUCGACACCAUGCUUGACAUGGCCGAGAACGAAGGGGUGGUGGACAUCUUCAACUGCGUGCGUGAGCUCCGGGCCCAGAGGGUCAACCUGGUGCAGACGGAGGAGCAGUAUGUGUUUGUGCACGACGCCAUCCUGGAAGCGUGUCUCUGCGGCAACACGGCCAUCCCGGUAUGCGAGUUCCGCUCGCUCUACUACAAUAUCAGCAGGCUGGACCCCCAGACCAACUCCAGCCAAAUCAAAGACGAAUUUCAGACCCUCAACAUCGUGACGCCUCGUGUCCGGCCCGAGGACUGCAGCAUCGGCCUCCUGCCCCGGAACCAUGACAAGAAUCGGAGCAUGGAUGUCCUGCCUCUGGACCGCUGCCUGCCCUUCCUCAUCUCGGUGGAUGGAGAAUCCAGCAACUACAUCAAUGCGGCACUGAUGGAUAGCCACAAGCAGCCUGCCGCUUUCGUGGUCACACAACACCCUCUACCCAACACCGUGGCGGACUUCUGGAGGCUGGUGUUCGAUUAUAACUGCUCCUCUGUGGUGAUGCUGAAUGAGCUGGACGCUGCCCAGUACUGGCCUGAGAAGACCUCGGGGUGCUACGGGCCCAUCCAGGUGGAAUUCGUCUCUGCAGACAUUGAUGAGGACAUCAUCCACAGAAUAUUCCGCAUCUGUAACAUGGCUCGGCCACAGGAUGGGUAUCGUAUAGUCCAGCACCUCCAGUACAUUGGCUGGCCUGCCUACCGGGACACGCCCCCCUCCAAGCGCUCUCUGCUCAAAGUGGUCCGACGGCUGGAGAAGUGGCAGGAGCAGUACGAUGGGAGGGAGGGACGCACUGUGGUCCACUGCCUAAAUGGGGGAGGCCGCAGCGGAACCUUCUGUGCCGUCUGCAGCGUGUGUGAGAUGAUCCAGCAGCAAAACAUCAUCGACGUGUUCCACAUCGUGAAAACGUUACGUAACAACAAGUCCAACAUGGUGGAGACCCUGGAACAGUAUAAAUUUGUAUACGAGGUGGCACUGGAAUAUUUAAGCUCCUUUUAGCCCAAUGGCAUGGAGAACCUGCCAGAGGCUGC